AUGAAGUACUUUCAAGCCACUGGUCUUCUUCUUGCGGGUGUUGUCGGAGCGAACGCUCGCACCUUCACCGUGUUCAAUGCUUGUCCGUUCACUAUCUGGCCUGCUAUGUUUACCGACUUGAAUGUCGCGCCGAACGUCCCGAACUUUGCUACAGGCUGGGAGGCUGGAGCAUUCACGUCGGUGUCCUUCAGCGUUCCAGACAACUGGAAGGCUGGAAGAAUCUGGGGCCGGCGCAACUGUGACUUUAGCUCGAACCCUGGGCCCAACUCUUGCUUGGACGGAGGUUGUAACGGAGGGCUUCUCUGUGAUGCACACACGGGUACAGGCGUCCCACCUGCUUCAGUGGCCGAGUGGACUUUACAAGGGGAUGGUAAUAGAGACUUCUAUGAUGUGUCCUUGGUGGAUGGGUACAAUCUACCGAUGAGAAUCACUAACAAUGUUGGAUGUCCAGUUGCGGACUGCGCCGUCGAUCUUGGGCCUAACUGUCCCGCUCCGCUCAAAGGGCCCUUUGAUGCAAGCGGUUUCCCUGUAGGCUGCCGUAGCGCAUGCCAGGCUAAUUUGGACGGGAAUCCAGGCAACUCGGCCAACUGCUGCUCUGGGUCCCACAACACCCCACAGACAUGCCCCCCAAGUGGUGUUGCGUUCUACGACUAUUUCAAGAGCAACUGCCCGAAUUCCUACGCGUAUGCUUUCGACGAAGGCAGCGGUACCGCUCUGUGGACCUGCGACUCUGGAUUGAGAGCAGACUAUACGCUUACCUUCUGUCCAUAA
Messenger RNA from Pleurotus ostreatus (oyster mushroom), 771 nucleotides. RefSeq lists its product as uncharacterized. NCBI's taxonomy places the organism in Eukaryota, Fungi, Basidiomycota, Agaricomycetes, Agaricales, Pleurotaceae. Gene Ontology annotation, biological process: defense response. The coding region runs from base 1 to 771 and encodes 256 amino acids. The transcript is spliced from 11 exons. The record is from RefSeq and is a predicted model, not a curated record. Gene Ontology annotation, cellular component: extracellular region.